Desarmillaria tabescens is the source of this 3772-nucleotide messenger RNA. RefSeq names its product P-loop containing nucleoside triphosphate hydrolase protein. The coding region runs from base 152 to 3748 and encodes 1198 amino acids. The record is from RefSeq and is a predicted model, not a curated record. Gene Ontology annotation, cellular component: cytosol; P granule. Lineage: Eukaryota; Fungi; Basidiomycota; Agaricomycetes; Agaricales; Physalacriaceae. Gene Ontology annotation, molecular function: RNA binding; 5'-3' RNA helicase activity; oxidoreductase activity. The transcript has 17 exons. Gene Ontology annotation, biological process: regulatory ncRNA-mediated post-transcriptional gene silencing.
AGGAGCAAGUUCAACGUCUAUUUCGGCUCGAUGCUGCUGAGUCAUCAACAUUGUUACUACGCUUUGCCAUUGUUUACAUACACUGCGUCCAUUGUCUUUUUCACCCACGAGGGUAGAGCGUGGUAUCUGUGACUCUGCUCCUGCAAUCACCAUGGUUGCUGGAUGGUGUUAUGAUUCCCUCUCUCCUAGCGGGUGCAGACAACCACCAGGGAUGUGCAGGCUGCGCCAUGACAUUACCAAGUGCAGUUGCGGGCUCAUUCUUUACACGUACACCUAUGAAAGCCAUAUACGUGGCAAACGCCAUCAGAAGAUCCUUGCGGGGACCCAACCGCCUGUAGCUAGGCGGAGGAAGGGCGGCGGUCGAGCGAAGCAACCGUGCCCUCAUUGUCGUCCUACUCGAGAAUUUUGGGAGAACGAACUGCAGGCUCAUGUUGCUACGCAUACGGUCCAGGAACGACUGGAGACGGUGCUGGAGGAUGCUCAGAGGAACAAGAAUGGCAUCACAGUGUCUAACCUAGAAGGUAUCGAUUUCGGAAUUGUCGAUGACGCUGAGCAGCAGCCAGCGACGGUCGUUGUACUGGUGCAAAGAACGGAUCAAGAUGAUACGGGCGUGCUAAUUUCCAUGACAAAGUGCAGGACGCUCUCUGCUCAAAAGCAGGACGAUCAUGGCGUAAAGUUUUCUGUCGCUGUGAGCCCAACGUCAAAAUUCAUUCGCUCGUUCCGACCUCACGAGGUCUCCAUAACCUUUCAUCCAUCCUAUGCCGGGCGUUUUGAAGAUACCCUAGAACUGGUAUUCUUCGAUGUUUCCCAGCAUCGCAGUUUUGUCAUCCAGCGAAGGGUCUGUGCCACCGUCGGUGACCCUGCUGAUCAUGAACGGCUUGCGCCCAAAGCUCCCUAUACCCAGCGGAAGCGACGUAACAUCGAGUUAGACGGUCCCGUCAAACGGAGCCUUCGUCCGCCCACUUGGACUCCGACGAAAUGGGCAUACAAGCUUCCCCAAUACAACGUUCCUAAGGACCUCGUCGAAACAUUGUACACUCCGGAGGGAUACUUGAAGAGGACCGCUUCACAGGAUGUCAAGCGAUUCAUGCCUUCGUCGUUCACUACCGCUACGUAUGCGCAGCACUUUCAGACACUCGUUUAUUUAGAAGAGGAGCAGAUGAGGCAAGAUCUAGACGCCUAUUCGAUGGAAGGUGUAGAGAUCAAAGCAAACUACCCCAGAUACGAACUUCAAGUAGAUGGACUAGCUGAAGGCCGGCCCUCUGUUCUUGUUGGAGACUUCAUCCUUGUUCGUCCCGUUGGCCAGCCGGGCAAAGCCUGGUUUGAAGGGCGGGUGCAUAAUGUGUCCAUGUCGCACGUUAGUCUCCGCUUCAGUGACGAAUUCAACACGUAUCGCGGAACCAAAUUUGAUGUACGAUUCGUCUUGAACCGUCUCCCCAUCCGUCGAAUGCACGAUGCCUUGGUCAACAAGAACGACCCGGCUCGAUUCCUGUUCCCCGGACCUGAACAUUUGACGACGGCGCGACCGGUCACUUCGGCCAUGUUGGAGGAGCUCGUGCCUCUAAACCGCGUCAUUGGAAGGAAUAAGGAACAAUUGGAGACGGUAGCGGCUAUUGUACAUCAGCCGAAGGGGAGUGUGCCAUUCAUCGUGUUCGGACCUCCAGGUACAGGAAAGACGGUGACCAUCGUCGAAGCUAUAGAGCAGCUUCUCAGACGAGAUCCCAAUACCCGAAUCCUGGCAUGCACACCGAAUAACUCCGCCGCCGACCUCAUCACACAGAAGCUGAUGCACCUCGGUGCCACAGAUGUAUUCCGUAUGAAUUCAAUGACGCGAAAGUUCGGUGACCUCCCCAAGACGCUCCACAAAUUCUCCCGUAUCAACGACAACCAAGCAUUUGCGAUGCCGACCCUAGAAGGUGUUCUCAAGUACCGAGUAGUCGUCUCGACGUGCAUCUCUGCUGGCGCUCUGCACGGCUUGGGCGUGGAAGCCGGUCAUUUUGCGUGCAUCUUCAUAGACGAGGCGGGUCAGGGGAAGGAACCUGAGAUCAUGAUACCCAUCAAGAGCCUCGCCAAUAAGCAUACCAACGUAGUUUUGGCGGGAGACCUGAAGCAGUUGGGUCCUAUUGUCCAUUCGAGGUUGGCGAGGGAUCUGGGGUUGAAGGAGAGUUAUUUGGCGCGGCUGAUGCAAAGGCCGUGUUAUGGUCUAUCUCCGUGGGAUGGCGGUGUCAGUGGAGGACUUGGUGUCAUUAUCACGCAGCUCGUCAAGAAUUUCCGUUCUCAUCCUGAUAUUCUGGCAUUCCCGAAUGAACAGUUCUACGGGAACCAGUUGCAAGCCUGCGGUGAUCUUUUGUUGACGAAGAGCCUGGAAAAUUCGGAUGAGCUCCCGACGAAGAAGUUCCCGAUCGUCUUCCAUUCUGUGGUCGGACGGGACCAGAGGGAGGAAUCGUCGCCGUCGUUCUUCAAUAUUAGUGAAGCGACGCUCGUGAAGAAAUACUGCUCAUCGCUAAUGGCCAAGAAGGGCAUACGUGCUGAGGAUAUUGCUGUCAUUACCCCAUACCAUGCACAAAGGAUGAAGAUCCUCGAUCUAUUCUAUCGAGAUCCAAAGUUGAGAGAUAUUCGCGUCGGAAGUACCGAAGAGUUCCAAGGACAGGAACGCCGAAUCAUCAUUAUGUCUACCGUUCGGAGUAAUGCAGAGUUCAUUACUUCAGACAUUCGACGGACCCUCGGCUUUGUUGCGAGUCCCCAUCGGUUCAAUGUCGCCGUGACUCGUGCUCAAGCCCUUCUCAUCGUCAUUGGCAACUCAGAUGUGUUGGCCCUCGAUCCUAUAUGGCGCUCAUUCAUGAAUUACAUCCAUAUCAAGGGCGGCUGGCGCGGACACCGGAUUUCGUGGGAUCCAAAGGCUAGUGUGGAUGAUUACGUUGAGGGAGUGAGGAGUAAGGCUGCUGGGGAGGCCGAAGAGACCAUGGCGCGGUUGAAGGCUCUCAUCUCAAACGAUGAUUUCCUGUACACCCUGUCUCUUUUCAUUUUGGAGCCCAUGCGCCUGGUAGCGCGUUAUGACUGGCGCGCCUUCAGCGACGAGGAGGCGGAGUGCAAUUUUCUGGUAUGGAAGGACAUUGGCCGACGAAUGAGCAUCGAAGACAUUCCCGAGACCCUCAAGGAACUAGAAGAAUGGAGUAAAGAAUAUGAAACUACGUAUAUGGUGCCAUCCGAGAGCAGUCAUCGGCUAGCUACUAUGGCGCUGGAUUACAUCGGAAAACGAGUACCGAACGUUCUCGGUGCGCGAUUUUUGGUGCGAAGUCUAUUCGUAUGCAUGAUGGACGAUCAACUACGAAUGGCCGCGGGGCUUCCAGCACAGCCGAAAUACGCACAUCUUUGUCUUAGAACGAUUCUUGCGCUUAGGGCUUUCAUCAUCAGACACUGCAAACUUCCACGAUUCAAGCCUCACGAGUAUAUCGUCAUCAAGGAUCCACCACAUAGCACAGGAUCAGAUGGACUCAUGCGUCUUCAUACAAUUGUCCGGAGACAUCAUCCCUGGUAUUAUCCUGCCCCAAAGGGAUGGCAUUUCCUCUGUGACUGGUUUCUUGGCUUCACUAGCGGAGCCACCUAUCCCGGUCCGGCGUUCAAGUCGGAAGGAUAUCGCUUGGAAGAACUGGGACCAACCCGGUUCGAACUUCAUGGGCAUGAAGAAGUGAUGACAGAAGCAGAAGAACUUUACGGAGCGCCAAUUGAAAAACCUUGGUCCCGUUGAUUCUCCUCUGUCGCUCUCAGUCGA